AUGCCGUCGUCAGAUGAGUUAAAAGAUGAAGGGAAUAAGGCAUUUAUUUCUAAAGAGUAUAAGAAGGCUGCCAAAAUAUACAGAGAUGCAAUUCAAUUAGACAUGUAUAAUCCAACACUAUAUUCAAAUAGAGCACAAUGUUUUUUAAAUCUACAGGAUUAUGAAAGAGCUUUGAAAGAUGCAAUAAGUGGCCUAAAUUUAGGUGCCUCGAAGCAAUUGUCAGUAAAAUUAACGUACAGAAAAGCAAUGGCGUUAAUAGGAUUACAGCGUUGGCAAAGUGCAAAAGAAGCAUUUGAACAAGUACUAAACUUGGAUCCUAGUAAUCAGUCAGCUAAAUUCGAAUUGGCAAAAUUGCAAACAAAGAAAUCAGUAAAGUCAAAUAAGGAGGGCAUCAUACCUAUUCACAAAGUAGAUAAAUUACCAGAUCGGUUUGAAGAGAUGCUAAAUCCCAAAUCAAAAGUCACAGCUCAAAAUAAUACUACCACGAAACAACCACAACAAACAUCAGCCGAAUUGGAAAAGGAGAUGAAUGAACUAUUUGGAGAAUCAAAAACAACUACCGAACCAGAAAUUGAGGAAACAAACUUGACAAAACCACCACUAGAAGAGAGCCUGCCAAUGCAACUUUUAAACGCACUAAAAUAUCUACCGAGUGCUCAAAAAAUCAAUGGAUAUAAGUACGUAUUAAAUCUUGAUCAACUAUCUUAUACGAAGUUGUUUUCUGAGAGUGGAAUAGAUACAGAGUUUUUAAAUUUUUUUCUAGAUGCUUCUCAAUAUGCGUUACAAGAUGAAUUGGUACCAAAUCCGAAUCAAGUUGUGUUGUCUCACUUGAAACUAUUUCAAACAUUCAAAAGGUACGGUUUAGCUAUUUUAAUGUGUGAUGAAGAUGUAAAGAAAUCGAUACUAGAGAUUGUGUCCAAUAAGUAUUCACAGGAUUUGAAUUUAUAUACAAAGCUUAUACAAUAA
Messenger RNA from Lodderomyces jiufengensis, 966 nucleotides. RefSeq lists its product as uncharacterized. Bases 1 to 966 code for a protein of 321 amino acids. The transcript has a single exon. The record is from RefSeq and is a predicted model, not a curated record. Gene Ontology annotation, cellular component: cytosol; mitochondrion. Gene Ontology annotation, molecular function: heat shock protein binding. Lineage: Eukaryota; Fungi; Ascomycota; Pichiomycetes; Serinales; Debaryomycetaceae.